Molecule: messenger RNA, 2311 nt
Organism: Menidia menidia (Atlantic silverside)
Lineage: Eukaryota; Metazoa; Chordata; Actinopteri; Atheriniformes; Atherinopsidae
Source: the annotation of a GenBank genome assembly
AUGUAGCGGAGUGGGACAAAGGUCCGGGUCCUCUCCAGGUGAGUCCGGCUCUAACGGGGGGUUCUCCACAGCCAGCUGCUCCCUUUAAGCUGCCCUGAGCUAGCUUAGCAUGGAGGCUAACGGAGAAGCUGCCCUGCUGUUGUUGUUCAGGGUCCCACUCAGGAACAUAUGCGGAUUUGUUCGGCUGGGCAUUCAAAUUAACUGGAGGCAGGUGCCUUAAAUAAAGCCAGUUAAUUUGUUAAAUUGAACCCUGGUAGAUGACACAAAUGGCAGGAAGAGUGCUAGCUAUUUAUCAGUGAAUAAAGUCAGACAUAUGACAGGUUUCACUACAGAAAGUGGCUCUAACGUGGAAAAAACGUAGUUGAAUGUUUUGAUCUUAAAGAGAGUAACGUGAAAAAAGUGGUGUUUUUACUGUAGCUGAGGAGUAAGCAGCCCACAGACAGUAUUCCAGGUCUGACCGUCAGUGCUCCCUCAGCCAGUCAAUAACAAGAAUAACAAGACCCUCACUGGGUUCACAUGUUUCCAUCCAGUGGAGCCACCAGCCAGCCUCCCAGUGUGUCCCACUGUCAGUAGCUCCUGUUCCAGAGGAGACCCCCCCAGACCCGGGGGGAGCAGGCUGACGAAUGUCCCGAACGCUGACGGCCAUGAGCGGCCCCGUGUCUGAGGAGUCCCAGCGGGGGUCUCCGGGAGCCCUCGUCUCAGUCAUCAGCAACAGGACCUCCAACCUGCUGGCCCGGGGGGCCCUGCUCUUCUCGGUGGGGGUGUUCCUGGCCCUGGUGCUCAACCUGCUGCAGGUCCAGAGGAACGUCACCCUCUUCCCCCCCGACGUCCUGGGCAGCGUCUUCUCCUCCGCCUGGUGGGUGCCGCCCUGCUGUGGCACUGCCUCAGCCCUGAUCGGCCUGCUGUACCCCUGCAUGGACCGGCGUCUGGGGGAGCCCCACCGGUUCAAGAGGGAGUGGUCCAGCGUGAUGCGCUGCGUGGCCGUGUUCGUGGGAAUCAACCACGCCAGCGCCAAGGUGGACUUUGCUAACAACGUGCAGCUGUCGCUCACCCUGGCGGCGCUGUCCAUCGGCCUGUGGUGGACGUUUGACCGCUCCCGCAGUGGCUUCGGCCUGGGGGUCAGCAUCGCCCUGCUGGCCACGCUCACCACCCAGCUCCUGGUUUACAACGGAGUCUUCCAGUACACUUCUCCUGACUUCCUCUACAUCCGCUCCUGGCUGCCCUGCAUCUUCUUUGCCGGGGUCAUCACCAUGGGGAACAUCGGCCGGCAGCUGGCCUUGUACGAGUACAAAUUCCUCCAGGAGAAGAGCCACCAGGACUGACGGGCGCGGCAGCUCCAGCAGGCCACGCCCACCGCGCCCCACGCCAAACCAGCCCUGGCUUCUGAUUGGCUGCCUUCUGCUGAGGAGGACAGUGUACCGCCAGCCUUCACAGCCCCUGCUACCCACCCCGAGCCGGGGGGCCAGGGGGCCCAGCCCGGUUUGGCUCCAUUAGCUAGAAAAGGGAUGAGCUCCACGGUGCCAAACGCCGGGAUCAGGUCUCAUCUUCUGAUCCGGCCUCCUUCUGCUCGCUUCAGCAGAUGAGCCGCAGCCUUUCAGCUCCUCUCUAGUCAGUGUGUGUGGACCAGACUCUCUAUUGAACCUACCUAAUGUGCUGUGUUUGGAGCUGCUCUGGACUCAGACCACAGUAUGAGAUGAACUCAGGAGGAACCGUUCAGUUUGCUCCCUCACAAAGACCCCCCAAACCAGAGACCCAACCCAGGGCCACAGGCCAGCCCAGCUCCCCUGUGGUGAGCAGAGCCUCAGACAUUGGGAGUGUUGGGGGGUGGGGGGGUCCACUAGUAUUUCCAGACCUCUGGCUGAGCCCGACCGGCCGGAGCUGUGGGUGGCAGAGUGCUGGUUCAGGGCUGGAAACAGUGUUUUCUCUUAGGUGUGAGCAGAAGCUCAGAGGAGCUGUGUCCUGGUUCUCUGGAACGACAGCUGUGUUCAGAAAGCUCUGUCAAAUGUUAAUGAGUGGAAUAAAGACAUGGCCUUUCAGCGACUGCCUCUGUGUUCUGUCCAGAAAACGGAUGUUUUGUUUUAUCUAAAGCAGACCUAUCAAAGCAGACUCAGAUUACAGGUCUGAAUCCUUCCACCAGCUUUCUGAGCCUCCAAAGAAGAGUAACCACCCCGGUGGAGAACAGGAAGUGGACUUGGUGUUCGGGGCAUAGCCAAAAAUGGAUAUCCAACUCCGCCCACAUCCAUGUCUGCCAUUUUGAUUAGGUCACCAAUAGGAGGAUCCCAUAUCUGCUCACCGACGGCAAGAAAACCGG